This is a messenger RNA of Aplosporella prunicola CBS 121167, 2549 nucleotides long. RefSeq lists its product as uncharacterized. NCBI's taxonomy places the organism in Eukaryota, Fungi, Ascomycota, Dothideomycetes, Botryosphaeriales, Aplosporellaceae. The record is from RefSeq and is a predicted model, not a curated record. Bases 336 to 2549 code for a protein of 737 amino acids. The transcript is spliced from 2 exons.
CGUACGUUGAUGAUCCCGCCACCAGGUUACGUGAAAGUGCUCACCGAGACCAUCUUGCUGUUGGAGAUAACGAAAGUCUGCAAGCGACGGACGAAAUUCCAUUUUAAAGUGGCAGGGACACGCUAAAAAGAACUGUGAACCGCAAAGACUCUCGAAGGUAGUCGCUUCCGGUUUCUAGACUACAUAUCCAGGAGUCUGGAGACUCCGAUGCUCUGCUCAAAACUUAAGAGGGGGGCUGAGCAAACUAUCAUGAGGAGUACACAUUAAAGAGCAGGAAAUGUCUCAUUUCAUUCCUUCUGAACUCAAACAUCAUCAAUACAGUUCAUUGGUACGAGAUGGCCAAGCGACGCGCCGAAAGUCCUCUUGGCACAAGCGUCCAAAAACGACACCGCUUGGACUCACUAAAUCAAUCCUCCAUCGACUACCUCGCGUCCAAGCAUUUUCCAAAAAAGGAUACUGGAAAUCAAAAUCCACAAAACCCCGAGCUCUGCGGAACAUGCUCCAAGAUAGAUCUGAAGCCUAUGUUCAAAACCAAAGUCGAAGAAACUUUUAUUGGGUACUUAGAUGACUUUAAGGACGAGCUAUGUCCGUUCUGUAGUCUAAUCUGGGCAGCGAUCCAUAUUCACUGGGCAGAUGAAAAGCCUGAAAUUAACGAAGAAAUGCAGCCAUUGUUGUUUCUUUCAAAGCAAAGAGUGGUUGACCUAUCAAAAAAAGGGCGGCAAGAAAACGACCCUCCAAGGUUCCAACCAAGGACGCGACGAACCAACCGGUGGAACGAUAGAAAUCUUUUCAUUCUGGCCGAGCUGGAACUUGCCUCAAGUACAACCAGACACGCACCGCGGCGUGCUAUUGGCCCUGUUUUCGAUACAAAACUUGCCGUCCAGUGGCUCGAGGAUUCCAAGACUCUUGACGAUAUUGAAAUGAAAACGAAAACACCCAUAAUUCAGUACGGAUUUCGGGUUAUUGAUGUGCUGGAAGAGUGCCUGGUGCAGAAACCCGAGCUUUGUCAGUAUCUGGCAUUAUCCUACGUUUGGGGAAAUCUGGACCCCCCUGCAAUCAUAACCACUAAAAGCAACGUGGUCGCACUCAGUCAGCCAAAAUCUUUGAGCACAGAAAGCGCCUCAAGGUUUGUUGGCAAAAGGCUACCUCGGACGAUUAGGGACGCGAUAAAAUUUACUCGCAACAUCGGUCAAAGAUAUCUAUGGGUCGAUGCUUUAUGCAUCAUCCAGGACGAUAUAGAUGAGAAAAGAAGGCUGAUUCAUGGCAUGAACCAUGUCUACGAAAACGCCAUUUUGACUCUUAUAGCUGCUUCUGGCAUUGACGCAGAAGCUGGGCUUCCUGGAGUAACGUCUCGCACAAAUUUUCGGUUUGAGAGAAAGUUUUCUCUCCCUACUACAGACGGCACGUUGAAGGCUGCCAUCUGCCGUCCCUGUCUUAUCGAACAAAUCCGGGCAAGCUACUGGAAUACCAGAGGAUGGACUUACCAAGAGAUGUGUCUCUCAAGACGCCAUUUGUACUUUACGCAAGAUGAGGUGUUUUUCCAAGGCUCUGGGAGAGACCGAAGAGAAGGUUACAGCCUGGAACGAAUUGAAAAUCUAGAACUUCUCUCUAAGGAGUUAUGGUUCAGAUAUAGCCCUCCUUGGUGGAACAACAACGUAAGCUGGGAUCCAGAUCCAUUAUUGGUCCCUAGUCUACCUUACAUGGGACAAGACUACAACUAUAGUUCGGGUUUAAACGCAUUCGCAUCUGCCGUCUCAGACUACAGUAUAAGAGAGUUAAGGUAUUCCGAGGAUAUACUUAACGCAUUUACGGGUAUCUACCGGCGUUUUUCGAAGUCGAAAAAUGGUGCCGAACGGGAGAUUAAUAUCUCACAGGGCAUUCCGGCCCAAUUCUUUCCUGAAGCUUUGUAUUGGUUUCCUGCACACUCGACUAACAGCGAUGACCAAAUCAACAAACGGCCCGGAAUUUCAACCUGGUCAUGGGCUUCUCUCAUUGCUCCCAUUGACUUUAUCCACGUGGAUAAUGCGAGCUACUCAAUCGUCUACGCAAUGUACUUCCGAACGGACUACUCCUUUGUAGACAAAUGGUAUCUUUGCGAUGGCUCCAGGUCCCGGAAAUACCGUACGCGAGAUGAAUAUCUACGCAAACCCAGAGGUAUAAACUUGGUCGCAAUCUUCACAGGCAAGACAGUGGAACAAGGCAGAGAAGGGGCACUACUGCCUGCUACCCUCACAGCAGGGGAGCUCGGGUUCCGGGCUCCAUGCUUAUCUGUACCAUUCGAGGAUGUGUUCGACUUUGAAUCGGAAUUUGAAUGGAUAUUUAAAGGGCGCUCGGGUAUCUUUCGAUUCGAUACUAAAUACGAGAAGGUCGAUGAGUUUAUACUCAUCUCUCGUUUUAUAUCAUCGAACUUUGUGUUGGGUGUGAAAAAUAAAGCAGGAAUCUCAAGACGGGUUGGUUUUGGAAUCCUCCCUUCCGGGCGUGUAGAUUGGGCAGAUCUUUUUGAUAUUGGAUUGGCAAAGAUAAAAUGGAGGUUUGUAAGAUUAAAAUAA